AGGUACGUUCCUGUUUCACUCAAAUUUCGCUGUUUCUGCUCAUUGCCAGUCUAAAUAACGAUGGACGACGAAAACUCACUGUAAUGACUUGAAACCACCCGGAACAGUUUAUAUUUAAGACAAAGAUCUCGAUAAUUUAAGCAUAAAUGUUCAUAAAUAUAUAAAUAUAAAAAUAUUUCCAAAAUGCCUGCGAUUUUGACAAAGAUCAGAGAACAGGCCUCGAGGGUACAACCCUCGAUAGCUUUAGGAGUUGGAGUGGGGGUAGCUCUAGCCGCCUGCGCAGUCUAUGGCACCAGAGACAAGAAACACGCACCUCCUUGCAACAACAAUAAUAAUUAUAAGGUUGCUAAAAAUGGCAAACUCCACAAUGUGGAUAAUGGCACAGCGAAUGGAGACACAUGCGGCGGCCGGUGCGGGGCUGAGCAGUGUGCGCUGUGCAGAGGAGACGCCGACACAGAUAAUAAACAGAAUAUUGAAGACGCAGAUGAGACCCAAUCGGUAGAGGAACACAUUCCAGGUCUGAACCUGGAGUUCAUCCGACAGCUGAUCUCCCUCGCCCGCAUAAUGGUGCCAGGAGUCAGGAGUCACGAGGUCGCCAUACUGUCUGCACAUACCCUGUGCCUCUUCACAAGAACCUUCCUGUCUAUUUAUGUGGCUUCCUUGGAGGGAUCUAUUGUAAAACACAUAGUCCAAAAAGACAUGCGUCGGUUCGCUAUGCUGCUACUCCAGUGGUUCGGGAUAGCUAUUCCAGCGACCUUCAUCAAUUCCAUGAUCAGAUACCUGGAGAGCAGACUAGCUCUGGCCUUCAGAACCCGCCUGGUGAACCAUGCCUAUGAGCUCUACUUCAAGAACCAGACUUACUACAGAGUCGCCAAUUUAGAUGCUAGGAUUGAAAAUGCUGAUCAUAGGUUAACAGAAGACGUGUCAGUAUUCACGCAGUCAGUGGCCCACCUGUACAGUUCGCUGACGAAGCCAUGCUUCGACCUGCUCCUCAUUGUGCUCACCCUCGCCACCUACUCCAACAAGAUGAAGGGCAAUAUAUUUAUUGGUCCCAGCAUAGCCACAGUAGUGAUCUGCCUGACGGGCCAGCUGUUGCGGCUAUUGAGUCCAAAGUUUGGUGCCCUGGCCGGUGAGGAGGCGCGAAUGAAGGCCAACUUGAGGCAUGUCCACGCCAGGCUCAUUGCCCACGCUGAGGAGGUCGCCUUCUAUGGUGGACAUAAGGUGGAACUAAGUCAGCUCCAAGCUGCCUACAAGGAGCUAGUGGCGCAGAUGACGUCAGUGUUCAACAAGAAGCUCUGGUACGUGAUGUUGGAGCAGUUCUGUAUGAAGUACGUCUGGUCGGGGACUGGAAUGGUCAUGUUGGCGUUACCUAUAUUGACGGCCACGCACUCGCAGAGAGACGGAAGCAGUAUAAGUGACCGCGCUGAAUACAUGACGACAUCCAGGAAUCUACUCAACUCGGCCGCUGACGCCAUCGAGAGGCUCAUGUCCAGCUACAAGGAGAUAGUGACGCUGGCGGGCUACGCGACGCGCGUGUCGGACAUGCUGGUGGUGUUCGGCGAGGUGGCCCGCGGGCGCUGCGUGCGCGCCGUGCACGUGCAGCCGCACGCCGCCUUCCAGGUCACCUUCCGGGACAACUCGCCCGUGCCCGACGGUAAAAUAGUAUACACAUCGGACCUGUCGAUAAAGCUCCGCAACGUGCCCAUAGUGACGCCGGCGUGCGACGUAGUGGCGGCCGGGGUCUCUCUAGACAUCGCGCCCGGGACGCAUCUACUCAUUGUUGGACCUAAUGGAUGCGGGAAGUCCAGUUUGUUCCGCAUAGUGUCGGGGCUGUGGCCCGUGUUCGGCGGCGAGCUGCACGUGCCGCGGCCGUGCGCCUGCGCACACUGCGCCGACGACGGCGGCGCGCCCGCGGGGUACUGCGCCUCGCGACCCAUCAUGUUCUACAUCCCGCAGAGGCCGUACAUGUCGCAGGGCUCGCUGAUCGACCAGGUGACGUACCCGUCCCGCGCGGCGGCGGACGACGAGGCGGCGGCGCGGCGCGCGGCGGCCAUCCUGCGGCUGAAGCAGAGGAUGGCCAUGGCCAGGAUGUUCUACCACAGGCCCGUGUACGCGUUACUGGACGAGUGUACGAGCGCGGUGUCCAUGGAGACCGAGGUCGUCAUGUACGAGGAGGCAGUCAAAGAGGGAAUAACUCUACUGUCCAUCACUCACAGGCCUAGCGUCUGGAAAUACCACACACAUGUCCUAGAAUUCGACGGCUGUGGGAACUGGUCAUACAGACCGCUCGACAAGGACACGCACGUCACUACCGCACUGCCAUCUAUCGCGCCGCCCACCAACAACAACACUACUGACGACCAACAACAACACUGA
Messenger RNA from Spodoptera littoralis (African cotton leafworm), 2376 nucleotides. Lineage: Eukaryota; Metazoa; Arthropoda; Insecta; Lepidoptera; Noctuidae. The record is from the annotation of a GenBank genome assembly.